This is a messenger RNA of Halichondria panicea, 1995 nucleotides long. Its product is annotated as zinc metalloproteinase nas-8-like. Bases 101 to 1708 code for a protein of 535 amino acids. NCBI's taxonomy places the organism in Eukaryota, Metazoa, Porifera, Demospongiae, Suberitida, Halichondriidae. The record is from RefSeq and is a predicted model, not a curated record. Gene Ontology annotation, molecular function: metalloendopeptidase activity; zinc ion binding. The transcript has 6 exons. Gene Ontology annotation, biological process: proteolysis.
AACACAUCCAGCAAUGUAUAUAAGCAAGUCACAGAGCAGCUACUGCUAAACAUCGAGCAAUUCAGGAAAAAUUUAGUAGAUCUAGCAACUGAGAUUGAAAAUGUCACUGGGAUUACAGUGCCUUUUACUGCUUGCUAUUUCAAGCAGCCUUCUAGCAUUGCCUGUUUAUAAAACAAGAAGAGGAGACAAUUUUGAGAGGUCAUUUGGAAGCAGAGUUUCAAGAGAUGCAGAAACAUCCAAUACUAAAGGCGAAGAGAACGAAUUUUUGUUUGAAGGAGAUAUCAAGCUUGAAGAUGGAUAUAAUCCAUACGCAGACCAGAUAGUCAAAAGAGAAGCAGGUGGCAGUGGUGACGGUGUCGAGGUCGAGGUGGAGCCUUCAGCUGUUCCUAAUGAAAAAGCCUUCCAAUUGAGAGACGAUCUUUGGGUGGAAGGGAAAGUCCCAUACAAAUUCGAGACAUCAUUGAGUCCCAUGUACAGAGACAUAUUCAUUGAGGCCAUGAAAUGGUGGAGCAAUGCAACUGGUGGAUGUGUCAGUUUCCAUCAUGCUUCACAAAACGAUCAAGAUUUCCUUCUCUACAGAAAAGAUAACGGAGGGUGUUCAUCGUUUGUUGGUCGUCGUGGAGGUGAGCAGUAUCUCAACAUCAGUAGCACUUGCUCCGGUGUUGGAAAUGCUGCACAUGAGAUUGGGCAUGCACUUGGACUAUGGCAUGAGCACAGCAGACCCGACCGUGACCUGUACAUAAACGUUCUAACAGAUAAUAUUAAAUCACAAAAGAUUGCUGACAACAAUUUUGGGCUCCUAUCGCAAAAAACCUUCAGCAAAGUGCCACCUGUUACAUACGACAUAGAGAGUAUAAUGCAUUACGGAGCGUAUGCAUUCACAAAUGACCAGACCAAAAAAACUAUCGAGGUACGAGAUGGCGCUGACUGGGAUAUGUGUGACAACCCGGAGGAAAUGGGCCAAAGAGAGAGAAUAUCUCAUAAAGAUACCCUCCGCAUAAAAAUGCUCUAUGGAUGUGGAGUUGUCACCCCGAUGGACAUGCCCCAGUCAUGUGAGACAACGACACCCACCCCCACUCCAACAACCCCUCUUGCUUCAACACCCACACCCACUCCAACAGCGACAAUAAGGCUCAUCUCAAAUAAUGUUAUCACUCUUCAAUUUUUCGCUGGUCCAAUUAAUGAUAAAAAUGAGCUAACAAAAUACGGAGUAAGAUGUGUUCCCAGUCCUGGCUGUACACCCACCCCCUGCAUCUCUUUGGGCGGGACAGACGGGCACUGUUCAGUGGCUAAAAACGAAUUCAGGAUUAUCCGGCCAGGAGAUGCGAAAAUACGUGCUGGCGAUAAAGUUCUGCUAAGAUCAGUGCACAAGUCUUCGAUGUGGUUGAAUUGCAGUAGUGGUAUUAACAACGAGUGUAAUAUCAGUCCAUGUACAAGCAACGCAGCAGACCCAAGCAACUCGAGCUAUAUCUCGGAAUGUAAAGACCACUUCUUCAUCAUUGAAGGAAUUGGUAGAAAGUCAGGGAAAAUUUUGUCGACAAAACAUCAGAUCCAGUUCAAGAGCUACGAGAACAAUAAGUAUCUAAACUGCGAAGACAAAAAAUGUCGACUCAUUGAAGCCAACGAGUGCCCUGCUACUGAUAGUAAUGAAAAUAACUGUGAUACCGGUAUCCAAAGCUACAAUAUUACAAAAAUAAGAGAAUAUUAAUCUUCAUAUAAACUAGGUGUAUAAUUAUUAUUGAAAUCCAAUCAGUCACUAUUCUUAUUUGUACUACAUUGUGAUCAUGUAUCUAACUAUUAUCCGAGGCUGGCACCUCCCGUUUUCUAUGUUUUGUACCAUGUAUGUAUCAAUCAUUAAUCAUUAUAAUCACUUUACGCUUCCUUCCUUAUACAUGAUUUCAUAUGCUAUUCACUGGUAUUUAUUUAUUCAAAAUGUGAACUUUUGACACUAAAUUGUUAACAGAUUUACCAUAAUUAUUACAUGCAAGCAUCAAA